AUGUCGGACUUUGGAGGAGAUCAUUCGUCCCAUUUGCCCUGGAGAGGGCAGCGGCUGGAGGGGGGUACUCCAUCUGUCCUGCCCCAGGAGCAAGAGGGCCAUCAGGUCCAUACUCAGCUUCCUCCGGUUUAUGAGCAAUACAGCCCUCAUGGGGCCUCCGAGGCCGAGGAUGACUAUAGAGAUCGGGAAUGGCCUACUUCUCACGAAGGGCAUGGCUCUCCCCAUUCGCAGACUUCAAAUGGAUCCAUGAUUGAGAGUCCACACUCUUCUUCCCAUCACUCGGAGCAUAGACAUUCUGUGGACAUCACUGGCCAAUCUUCACAUGGGGAGCAUCACAUGUCCCUGAGCGAGAGAAGGCAGGAAAAAAGGAAGAUGAAGCGGUUCAGGUAAGCUUGACUGCCUCUUCGGCAUGUGUGGGGGGAUAUUGGAGGAGGCCUACCGUUGCUAACCGGAUCCCCUUCGGAGAAAUUAGACUUACCCACAACCAAACACGCUUUCUGAUGAGCGAGUUCGCCAGACAGGCACACCCUGAUGCAGCCCACCGGGAACGGUUGGCUAGGGAGAUCCCUGGCUUGAGUCCUCGACAGGUGCAGGUUUGGUUUCAAAAUAGGUUCGUGGUGUGCUACCGUUGCGCUGCCGAAGAAUAUAGUUGACUAAUAACGUUUCAGGAGAGCCAAGCUGAAACGAAUGAGCAGUGAUGACCGAGAGCGUAUGAUGAAGUCGCGCGCGCUGCCAGAGGAAUUCCCAAUCCUUCAAACGUUGCAGUACGGAGGAGGGAGGAUGAUGGGGACCCCAAUUGCUUCUCCAACUGAAUACUCACCGACGACUAGCAUGGCCUAUCGUGCGGAUCCGCGACGGAGGCACCUCGGAGAGGAUGAGGUUGUCGUAUCGCCCACAACACCGGGCUUUGCAGGGUUGUCGUUCACGCCUACAACUACCUCUGGCGAGCUCUUAUCCCCUGCAUCCUCAACUGGGGAGCGGCCUUCUUACCUCGGAUACAUGACUUCUCCUCUCACCGCUCAGCAGCAGCGAGGAAACCCUUUUUCAAGAGCCACGAAUCCGUUCAGGACGCACCCCAGCGUACCGCGGCUCCAGCUGCAGGAUACACCUAGAUCGAUGGCUGAAUCUGCCAGUUCACCUCUGAGAUCUAGCACCCCCUAUUCGGCAAACACGAUUGACCAUAGCGAGUAUCAGCUAAGCCCUAGCACGUAUUCCAUGCAAGGGAUGCCAUUCAAUGAGCCGCCGAGAAGUGUCCCUCCAGAAACACCCCAAAGCCCUUUUGUGCACACCCCGCAAGGUGUGUAACCCCCCAGGCCUUCCCUAUAAAACUCAAGGUUAUAUAGCUUAUGCCGAACUAGGACCAUAUACGCACCCUUACCCCUCACCAACUCCAGCGUCGGCGCAUCAAGCACGACCACCGCCGAGCUUUCCACCCCCAUUGACGCUCUCCGAUUACAAAUACUCACAGCCUCCGUUGACUCCCCACUCCGGGACAAUGUCAGGAUUUGCGACAGCGCCUCUUGUGCCUCCGCAAGAGUUUCAAAUUCCACAAAUGAGCACUUCAGCUGAUGCCAACACCCCCAACUCGUCGUACCUUACCCGCGGUUCCGAUCCCAUAGGCCCGGCAACAGCGCUGGGAGCGCCCCCGCAGGAGCCCGAAGAACGAACAGGCCGGAUACCUCUGUUAGGCAGGGAGAUUGGGCAUCAGCGCAAGCGGUCCUCCUCACAUCCUCCGAAUUUUCCUCAGAAUCGCGAACCUUAG
Messenger RNA from Tuber aestivum (summer truffle), 1762 nucleotides. The record is from the annotation of a GenBank genome assembly. NCBI's taxonomy places the organism in Eukaryota, Fungi, Ascomycota, Pezizomycetes, Pezizales, Tuberaceae.